AUGUCAGCCAAGUAUUGGAUUAUAAGAGGCCGAGAGGAGAUCCGGGAUUGGAAGGCAAAGUGCGCAGCCUGUGAACGUAAGAAAACAAGAGUAGCAUCACAAUUGAUGGCCCCACUGCCGAGGACAAGAGUGAGCCCACCUAUGAGAGCCUUCUCAGUUACUUCCGUUGACUAUGCUGGACCGUUUCUCACCAAGCAAGGAAGAGGGAGAGUACAAACUAAAAGAUACUUGUGUCUAUUUACUUGCCAUGCCUCGAGAGCAGUACACUUGGAGAUGGCAUAUGCUUUAGACACCAACUCAUUUCUUAAUGCCUUCAACAGAUUCACUCACCGUAGAGGCGUCCCAGUAGAAGUAACUUCGGACAAUGGUACAAAUUUCGUUGGGGCUAACCGAGAAUUGAUGGAAUUGGUCACCCAGCUGGACCAAGUGAAGAUGACAAAAGAUGGAGCGACUCGAGGGAUAAAGUGGAGAUUUAAUCCACCCCAUGGACCACACUUUGGUGGAAUCCAUGAAAGUUUGGUGAAGAGUGCAAAGAAAGCUAUCUAUGCUGUACUUCAGAAAGCAGACAUAACGGACGAGGAGCUGAGCACGGCGUUCACCGGAGCUGAAGCCCUACUGAAUUUAAUACCGUUAUCCUACCAGUCAGCUGAUUCCAAGGAUGCUCCCCCUAUAACGCCUAACCACUGUCUAAUUGGUCAGUGUGGUGGGCAGUUUGCCCCAGGAUGGAUAGAUAGAUAG
Lineus longissimus is the source of this 738-nucleotide messenger RNA. RefSeq lists its product as uncharacterized. The record is from RefSeq and is a predicted model, not a curated record. Gene Ontology annotation, molecular function: nucleic acid binding. Gene Ontology annotation, biological process: DNA integration. Lineage: Eukaryota; Metazoa; Nemertea; Pilidiophora; Heteronemertea; Lineidae. Bases 1 to 738 code for a protein of 245 amino acids. The transcript has a single exon.